AUGACCAGAUACACAAAGAUGGGAGGCAAAAAGACUUUUGAAAAGUCGGAUGGCAGCUUCAAAGUAACACCUUUAUUACCUCGUAGUCAACAACAGCAACAACAAGGGGAUGGCUCUAGCAGAGGUGGAUUCCGUGGAGGCAGAGGUGGAAGUGGAAGAGGAAGAGGUGGAGACAGAGGCGGCAGAGGUGGUGGCCGUGGUGGAUUCCGUGGUGGUAGAGGAGGAGGAGGAGGAGAUCGAGGUGGAUUCAAGAGAGGCAGAGACGACGACUUUGAGGGAGGAUCCAACAAGAGAAGAACCGGCGAUGUCUGUUUUGCUUGCAGAAAGCCUGGUCAUUCAGUGAAUCGAUGUCCUCAGAAUAAAGAACAUGCCAACAUUUGUUACAAUUGCGGUACUACUGAGCAUAGUUUGAAGGACUGUAAACGACCCAGAAAAGGCAAUGAACUCCCUUACGCUAAAUGUUAUGUCUGUAAUCAAGAGGGCCACUUAUCCGGCCAAUGCCCCAAGAAUGAAAGAGGUUUAUACCCCAACGGCGGUAGCUGUGCCAUCUGUCAACAGGUGGAUCAUUAUGCCAAAGACUGUCCUGUGACAAAAGAGCAAGCUGGCACCACAGCAGUGGGUAUGAUCAACCUGGAUCAAGGUGCGGAUGACGACGAUUACCACAUUUUUGCAGAGACCAAGCAAAAGAUUGCAGAUGAACAAAAGAAGGAAAAGAUGAUCAAGAAGCAACUUGCCUCUGCUGCUACCACCAGCAGCAGCCAAUUGCCCCAAAAGAAGAAGGUGGUUAAGUUUUAA
Mucor velutinosus is the source of this 795-nucleotide messenger RNA. RefSeq lists its product as uncharacterized. The coding region runs from base 1 to 795 and encodes 264 amino acids. The transcript has 3 exons. The record is from RefSeq and is a predicted model, not a curated record. NCBI's taxonomy places the organism in Eukaryota, Fungi, Mucoromycota, Mucoromycetes, Mucorales, Mucoraceae. Gene Ontology annotation, cellular component: nucleolus. Gene Ontology annotation, molecular function: zinc ion binding; nucleic acid binding.